This is a messenger RNA of Hirsutella rhossiliensis, 1620 nucleotides long. Its product is annotated as amp-dependent synthetase ligase. The coding region runs from base 1 to 1620 and encodes 539 amino acids. The record is from RefSeq and is a predicted model, not a curated record. Gene Ontology annotation, cellular component: membrane; endoplasmic reticulum. The transcript is spliced from 4 exons. Lineage: Eukaryota; Fungi; Ascomycota; Sordariomycetes; Hypocreales; Ophiocordycipitaceae. Gene Ontology annotation, molecular function: long-chain fatty acid-CoA ligase activity.
AUGGGUCUUCUUGAGAGCCUCGACGCCGGCGUGACCGGCCUUCUCGGCCAAUGGAACGCCUACUCGACCGGGCUGAUGACGCUGCUGGUGGCUGUCAUCACUUACCGCAUCAUGUCGUCGCGCGACCCGGACGUCCAUCCAAUGCUGCUGGCCAGGCAGUCAGUUGCCUCGAUGGUCCGCAACGAAGGCGAGAGCGCCGUCUAUAGAUCGCAGGCGGCGCCUCACGGCAUGUUCCUGUGUCCCGGACUCAAUGUCAAGGAUCCCGGUGUGUCCAAGUGGUCCCGCGGCCGGGAUGGCGACCUGCGAGAUAUCUGGCGCAGGGCCGCCUCCGGCGGUGACGGCGGCUCGAUGGGUCGCGUCUUGACCGUCCUGGGCUCCGAGAACGUCGUCGAGCACAAGCUAGAGGACAUGACGAGGCAAAUCACCAUCAUCGGCCGCCACAUUGCAGACCAAGGCGGCAUCAAGGUGGCCAUAUACCUGCCUAACUCGCUCGAGCUGCUGGUCGCCCUGCUGGCCUGCAGCUUCUACCCGAAUCUGACGACUGUCCUGAUUCCGUUUGACGUCCCCGGCGACGAGCUCAUCUCUAUGCUCAAACGGUCGGCCGUCGACACUCUUGUCACCGCCCCGGGGGCAUUUCCGUUCGAAGCCGUCGUCAAAGCCCACCCAUCGCUUAGGCAGCUCAUAUGGGUCGUGGACGAAGGCAGCAGCCACAUGGACUGGAACGAGGUUCCCGAGGGUACGGGCGGCAGCGUCAACGUGGCGACUUGGCAGGACAUCAUCAACGAGUCUGCGGCCUCGGUCGGCUCCGAGCUGCCGGCCCUCGAUCUCGAUCACAGCCCCCAGGAUGUCGUCACCUUCUGGCAGUCCAAGCCAGGCCAACUGCAAGAGAUGGAGAGAAUCGGCCCGUCGGACCUCUUCCUGCCGGCCGACUCGCUGGCCAACAUCCAUACACUGGUGCUGACCCUUGCAGCCCUCUACUCCAACGCUUCUGUUGCGCUCAAUUCGGUGGCUGGCCGAUCGUCGGACCUGGUCCUCGCAACCCAAGGCGUCGCCCCUACGGUGCUCGUCGCCAGUCCCGGCACGCUUCUCAAAGCACACGAGGAGUCGAUGGGCAAGCUCGGGUCCCCGCUGGCAAGAUUGUCGCACAGCCUGUCGACGCGCUCCCUCGCUCAAGACGGCGUCCUCUCGCCCACCAACGCCCUCUCAGCGUUUGCUUCGCAGGCUCGGCCGGCGAUCGGCAUCACCCCAGGCAAGCUUCGUCUUGUCUACGUGGCCGAACGGGCCGGGGCCGACACUCCUUACCUGUCGUCCCAAGUGCUCUCUGACCUGCGCAUCUUGACCGGGGCCAGGGUCAUCUACGCGCUGGCAGCAGCGCGGGUUGCGGGGGCGGUCAGCCAAACCGCCCUUUUCGACUACAGAAUCGACUCCAGCGGCAAGGGCCAUUUCGGGGCGCCGCCCACGAGCGUUGAGGUUUUGAUGCGGGACAAGGGCGUUCACAAGACAACGGACGAAACGGUCGAGGGCGAGAUAAUCGCCCGCGGGCCCUGCGUUUCGGGAGGGGAGGCCAGCAUAGGUGUCAUGGGCAAGGUUGGGGUCGACAACACGCUGUCGUAUGCUUGA